This is a messenger RNA of Cyprinus carpio (common carp), 3241 nucleotides long. RefSeq lists its product as uncharacterized. The record is from RefSeq and is a predicted model, not a curated record. Gene Ontology annotation, biological process: apoptotic process; positive regulation of apoptotic process; negative regulation of autophagy. Gene Ontology annotation, cellular component: myosin complex. Lineage: Eukaryota; Metazoa; Chordata; Actinopteri; Cypriniformes; Cyprinidae.
CUCGUGUCCAAUACGAACAGCUCGUGCGCAGGGCGCAGAAUGAAAGCGGACCGAGUUCGUGUUAGUAAAUACAAGCAGAGUGGAGACAGAAUAAACGAGCGCUGACACAAAAAGCGGAAUAAAAACAGCACUGACACACAAAUUCAAGCACUGGCGGGCGGUUUUGCUGACUCCGCCGAUGGAUGAUGAAGAGGACGAACAGCUUCCUCACUGCUGUGAAACACCGCUAAGAAACAAGAGCUCAGAGAACAGAGACGGGAGAAGUGGAGAGGUGGGAAAAACAGCUAACAGACACGGACGCUUUAAAGACAGAUCAACACAGACUGCCAGCUCUGUGCUGAAUUCAGCGAGAGACGGAGAUAUGGCACCAUUCCAGGGUUUAGAGAGAGAUGCAUCACCUCCCUGCAGAUCUGUGGAUGCCAGGACAGCAUUUGGUGCUAACUGUGGAACCGGGGGCCUAGCGUCACUUACUAUUGCCCCUGGGGCCCCAGAAGGGCCAAGAGCACUUUUUCAUGGAAAUGCUGGAUUUCGUGCACACUUCCCCGCACUGUUUGAACCCGUCCUGGAUGGCACACAAAACGCAGAAGAGGACGAAGGGAGACCAGAAGAAAAGGAAGAGGAACGUGACAUGGGAAUUAGUGUGGAGAUUCAGAUUGGACGUAAACUGCGUGAAAUGGGGGAUCAGUUUCAGCAGGAUCAUCUUCAGCUGUUCACUCAAAGGGGCCAGAUGGGUUUAUUCCAGCUAGUGACGACGCUCUACAACUUCCUUUUUCCUCAUGAAACACCCCAAAAUGCAAGAGCCCAGAGAUGAGAGGCCAUGGCACACCCAUUCAGGACCAAAAUGAGUUCUACACAGCACUGUAAGAUUGGCGCAGAUCUGGAUUUACCUGGCUCAAAAAGAAGGUUGCCGCUGGUCAGAGACUUCCCUCCUUUUUCUGAAGAAGACAUUCUCAAAAUGGAGCGUUGGAGGAAAUUUUCUGCAGGUUGCAUAUCAAUAUGAAGAUAUUUAUAUUCUGCCUUAUGUUUCCCCAACACGUUCACAUGUGAGUGGAUCUUAGCGCCUUAAUAAAACCCUCAGAAGAAGAAAGAACUGCUUUAAUUGGCAACACGCUGUGAGAGUACUCGAGGUCAACAGCAUUUGAGUAUUUGUGCUGACUUUAAUACACCUACUGAACUCUGAUGCAUCCCAGAACGGAUGCAUUAUGCUUGAUUCACUGCUUUUAACAGUGUUAUUGGGACAGAGUUGAAGGACAGAACGGACGUGACGUAACAAGCCAGAGGCCAUUAUAUUGCUUCUUAAAGGACCAACACAGAACUGAAAACAAUUUGGUCAAAUGCAGAAAAACAACUUGAACAUCAGGUUUUAAUACCUGUAUAUCAAUAAUGAGCCAUUUCUGAGAACAAGGAGACAAAUAUGAAUUUUAUGAUUUUAAAAGGGUCAUGUUUUCUCAUUAAGGGGAGAAUGUGCCAUAAAAUUAUUCAAUUUACAACAAUUUUACCUUUCUGAAAUAUUAGUUUGCCUUAAUGAUUUCUACUGUCAUGUAUCACUGGCAUUACAUCAUGAGAUGAUUUCUCUGAAGUAUUACUUGAGAUAUCAGUGUUUAAAGCAUCUCUUUACUAAUUGAUGACAUUCAAAAAUCUAAAUGUGCUCAAAGAGCAAUACACCAAAUCAUAUUUUACAGUCCAACUCAAGCGAUAAAUGCAAUCAGUAAUAUCUAAUCGAAUAGUUACCAUAUAAGACCCUAUUAAAGUUAUAGUAAGAGUUGUAUUGGUAUAUGUGUCAAUCAAGUUAUUAUAAAGAGGUUUAUAUUACUGUAAAUGUCUUGAGAGGGAAAGUGUCCUCUGGAUAACUUAAAUAUGCUUUAAUUAAAGGGGUAGUUCCCCCAGAAAUGAAUAUUAUGUAACUUUUACUCACCCUCAUGACAUUCCAAAUAUUCUUGUAUUAUUUUCUUUUUUUUGUGCAAAAAAGUUCUUGGUUUUCGUCAGGGUAGCGCCAUGUUUAAUUUUGGCGGGAAUGAAAACAGCGUGAGGGACAGAAAGUAGUGACGAAAAAAAGACAAUGAGUUUUGAAAAUUACAUUGAUUUAGGACUUUUAAUAGCAAACUUACAUGCAAUCUAAAAAAAAAAAAGGAUUUUAGUUUUCAUUCGCGCUACAUUCUAAAUGGCGUCUGUCCAAGUUUUAAACGAUGACGUAAUUUUUAUUUUUUGUGAACUGUCCCUUUAAGAAUGAGGACGAUAAUAAACUCAGAUGUAGAUUUCUAUUGGAGCAUCACGUGACUCGCUAAUAAUCCGGCGCUGAUAUGAAUUUUUAAUAGUUUGUAUAUGAUACGCGAUAAAGCGGGGUAAUUUAUUUUCCACAUUUAUAUUUGUAAACUCAUAUUGUAAAGUGAAAUCAAUAUAAAUAUGAGAUUAAUAAUUUAUCUAAAAUAGAUAUCGUUCCAUGCUUUUUUUGUGGUACAAUCUACUGAGGUGCCUGUACUUUUGCGGUUUACAAUUUUACCUGGUUUGCUUGUGCAUUAUCGAUAGUUUAGUCAGUAUAGUGUUAGAGACCAUGAAGACGGUGUGAAUAUAACACAGACUGUCAGAGUCCACAAAAUCCACAUAAUUCCUUUGCAAUUAUUCCGAUUUCUGACCAUUUUCCACAAGACUUUCCACGGAGGUGAUGUUCCAGUGCUGUGAUGUGUUCUGACAGGUGUGCCUCAAAUGCUUGUGUAUUGGGAACGAUGACACUUGCAGACAAUCAAACAGCUGAAGGUGCCUUAGAACAGCAGGCCAAACGAUGAAGGUUUGAUAUCAUCAUCAUCACGAGCACCCAAACAUGUGGAUUAUAGAUCACAAACGAACAAGUAUGGCAGCCGGGUGAAUAAAUGCCUCCAUCUGAAGAACAGGGAGCUCAGGCAGACUCUCAGAGAGAAUCUGAAGUGAUGAUUUGCAGGAACAGGCUGCUGCUGCUGCUGCCUCAUUCAUCUGAAAUGCCCUUUCAAAUGCACUUGUCUCAGAAAGUUGUCAGAGGAGUGAAAAUGUCAAGCUGUUUUUAACUUUGUUUGGAAUGUGUACGGGACUUUACUGCUGGUUUCAAUUUUGCUACUUAAAAUUAUUAUACAGUUCGAUAAAUAUAUUGAAUGCUGUUAUAAUAUUGUGAAACAAGAUGUCUUUUUUUACGUAUAUCAUAAAUGCUGUCAUUUAAACGCUGACACUUUUUCUGCAAUGUUCACCGCAUUAAAAUAUUUAUGGAUACUCA